GUUCCAACGAAAAUCUACUACAAGUACUCUCCACGUUUCAUUUCUUCUCCAAAGAGAUUCACUUGCUUGUCCUUACUUAAAACCGAUUCUCAAAAUCAAACCACACUCUCUUCUUCUUCCAAUUCUGGAUACCCUGAAUACAAUCGAUUGAUGCCAUGUCCUGCACAUAAUCUUCCUCCAAGAAUUGAGCAUAUGGUUGUGUUAGAAGACGACGUUCUUGUUUCUGAGUUUAUCUCUAAACAAUUAGAUCUUCCUCCUUUAUAUGUUGCAGAUCUUAUUCGAUUUGGAGCUGUACAUUACGCUCUUGUAUGUCCUAAACCUCCACCAACUGCGACUCCUGAGCAGAUAAAACUUUUUGAAGAAGUAACCUCUCCUUCUGUGCUAAAGAAAAGAUCUUCUAUUAAAGGAAAAACUGUUAGAGAAGCUCAGAAAACGUUUCGUGUGACUCAUACCAAUCAGUAUGCUGAAGCUGGAACUUAUUUGCGUGUUCACGUUCACCCUAAACGUUCUCCAAGGUGCUACGAAAUUGAUUGGAAGUCGCGGAUUGUUGCUGUGACUGAUUCUUAUGUCAUUUUGGAUAAACCUGCUGGACUACGGUAUGUUGGGGGCACUACGGAUAACAUCGAAGAGAGCUGUGCUACAUUUGCCUCACGUGCAUUGGAUUUACCAGAACCGCUGAAAACAACGCAUCAGAUUGAUAACUGUACAGAAGGCUGUGUCGUUUUUGCUAGAACAAAAGAGUACUGCUCGGUCUUCCACACGAAAAUAAGAAAUAAAGAAGUGAAGAAACUAUAUCGUGCUCUUGCUGCGGCACCUCUUCCCAUUGGAAUUAUCUCACAUUAUAUGCGCCCAAAAAAUAUGGCUCCAAGACUCGUAUCCGAAGAUUCGAUUAAAGGCUGGCACUUGUGUCAACUUGAGGUUUUAGAAUGUAAGAAAAUUCCUUGGCCCGAUGCAGCUACUGAGAAGAAACACGAUAUUGAAGACUGUGGAUGGACUUCAAAAGAAUUUGCUUAUGAGUGUAAAAUAAACCUUUUAACAGGCAAGACUCACCAGAUCCGAGCCCAGCUUGCAGCUUGUGGGGCUCCGUUGGUUGGUGAUUCUAUGUACAUGCCAGCAGCGAUAGCAGAAAUGGUGAAUCCUGAGAUCAACCCUUAUGGGAAAGCAAAGAAACAUUACAUAAUGGAGGAGAACGAAAAGGAAACUGCUGUUGCCGAAUGGAUUGAUAGGCAUGGGAAGGAACCGAGGGUAGGAAUCGGUCUUCAAGCUUGUCAAAUCUCAUGGGACGAUGAUGAUGGCGAGCACUUCUAUGAAGCUGGGACUCCAUGGUGGAGAUGAAACACAUGUCGUGAUGUGGAGGAUCUUAUCUAAUCUUGCCGCAGUAAAUGAGAGGCAUCAAUCAUCUUUGGAUUGAGCUCUGUGCUGGAAAAUGAAGUUUUUGUACCAAG
Arabidopsis arenosa is the source of this 1445-nucleotide messenger RNA. Lineage: Eukaryota; Viridiplantae; Streptophyta; Magnoliopsida; Brassicales; Brassicaceae. The record is from the annotation of a GenBank genome assembly.